This is a messenger RNA of Pedinophyceae sp. YPF-701, 1722 nucleotides long. The record is from the annotation of a GenBank genome assembly. NCBI's taxonomy places the organism in Eukaryota, Viridiplantae, Chlorophyta, Pedinophyceae.
AUGAUCGGCGCGGCGCAAAGGGCCCUCCCAGGCCAGGCCCAGCGCUCCCCCGUCGCGCAGAGGCGGCCGUCCGGCGCCCCCCGCAGCGUCCGCACGCGCUACAAGGCGAAGAAGCACGGGGACGGCGCGGCGGGCGCGGACGAGGCCGCGAAACCCUCUGGCGGAGCGGACUCGGCUGAAGCGGCGCAGCCUGUGUUCGACCUCCUCGCGGCGAUCAAGAAGGGCCCCGGCGCCACGUCGACGAUGCGGCCCUCGUCGGUUCCGCUCGGGCCGCGCAUGCGCAUCCUCGAAAUCCCCAACCUCCGCGACAAGCUCGAGCCCCGGACCAACCCCUUUUGCGACCCCAACGGGACGCGCGCGAACUUCGACACGGGCUUCGUGACCGACGACGACUACGUCGUCGCGCAGGCGCUGAACCGCAUCAGCAGCGACCACCAGAGCGUCGUGAACGUCCCGGACGUCCACAAGCUCGGCGCGAGCAGCACGCUGCCGGUUCCCGCGAGUGCCGUGGGGGCCACGCCGCUCGCGUCGUCGAUGCUGUCGAUGGACGACGACGGCUCGGUGUCGCAGCUGUACCUCCAGCGCGCCGGCGCGCGCCGCACGAUCUACUUCAACCCGGAAACGACCACCGCCGCCAUCGUGACGUGCGGGGGGCUGUGCCCCGGGCUGAACGACGUGGUCAUGGGCCUCGUGCGGAAGCUCGAGGACUACGGCGUCCCCGAGGGCAACAUCCUCGGGCUGCGCUACGGCUUCCGGGGCUUCUACGACAACGAGCGGAAGCCGAUUGUGUUGACGACGCGGCACGUCGAGGGCAUCCAGACGCGCGGCGGGACGGUGCUGGGGACGUCCCGCGGCGGCGCGAAGAUCGAGGAGAUGGUGAAGAAGAUCUCGCUGUGGGGCAUCAACCAGCUGUACGUCAUCGGCGGCAACGGCGGCAACGCCGGCGCGCUGGCCAUCCACGAGGAGUGCGUGCGGCAGGGCGUCGUGUGCAGCGUCGUGGGCAUCCCCAAGUCCAUCGACAACGACAUCCUCAUGAUCGACAAGACCUUCGGGUUCGACACGGCCGUCGAGGAGGCGCAGAAGGCUCUGAUGGCCGCCAACGUCGAAGCGACCUCGGCGCACCGCGGCGUGGGGCUCGUGAAGCUCAUGGGCCGGCAGUCCGGGUUCAUCGCGAUGCAGGCGUCGCUCGCGUCGGGCGUGGUCGACGCGUGUCUGAUCCCGGAGGUGCCGUUCCACCUCGACGGCGAGGCGGGGCUGCUCGCCUACCUGGAGAAGGUGAUCAAGAGGAAGGGGCACGCGGUGGUGUGCGUGGCCGAGGGCGCGGGGCAGGACAUGCUGACGGCGGACGGCGCGAUCGAGGGCACGGACGCGUCCGGCAACCCUAUUUUGAAAGACAUAGGGUUGUAUCUCAAGAAGCGCCUGACCAAGGAGCUGCCCGACGCGACGGUCAAGUACAUCGACCCGACGUACAUGAUCCGCGCGAUCCCGACGACGGCGAACGACCGCAUCUACUGCACGCUGCUCGCGAUGAACGCGGUGCAUGCAGCGUUCGCGGGUUACACUGGCAUCACCAUCGGUCUGUGCAACACGCACUAUGCGCUGCUGCCCACGGGGACGGUCAUCUCCGCCGCGCGGACGGUGAACCCGCAGGGCAAGAUGUGGAACCGUCUGCGCCACUCCACGGGGCAGCCGGAGUUCGACGGGCCGCCGCUGUCGAAUUGA